ACAAUCGCAUCCCGUCAACUUUUUUCCGCAAUUCGCGCGCGAUUUCAAGUUUGGAACGUUCGAACUUUAAAAGGAAAUUAAAACUAAACUCAUUAUUUCGUUCCAUUAUCAUUCAUUUAAGUUCGUGUUUCAGUUUUAAAUUAUAAUUGAAUACUUCCGUGAUUUGAAUUUCGAAAAGUUAAUUUGAAAUUCGAAAUUAGUGAAAGUGAUGUCUUAUUAUUAUUAGUUGGAUGUGUUUUAGUGCGUAAUUUAAUUAAGAACUAUGGAAAGGAAAAGAAAAAUGUUACGUCCAACUCUGUUCCGCGGACUGAGUCAAGACUCAGCGAAUGACUCGGCGGCCUACGAACUCGACAGGAGCCGCCGAGCAUCGCUCAGCGCUGAGCAGCGGCGGCGGCUGAGCAUGCUCAGGACGUCGAGCAUCCCGGCGGCGCUGACUCCGGUGAGCCACAUUUACCAUUUGGUUCCCUGCCCGAGAAACUGUUGCAAUCAGAAAUAUGUGGUCAGCACAGAUCGUAGUGGCGACAUCCAUGUCCAUGUUCAGGGUGACUUGAGCAUGCAGGACAAGCGAUGCGUUUUCAUUACCGUACACGACCUAGGGACCAACCACACUUCAAUGGUGGACUUCGUCAACUGUCCAGCCAUGGCGGAGAUCAAGGAGCGCUCCUGCUUCAUACACGUGGACGUGCCCGGACACGAGGAGAACUCCCCAGACCUGCCUGAAUCUUACCCAUUCCCCUCACUCCAGACCCUAGGUGAAGAUCUGAUCACAGUGCUGGACUUCCUCCAUGUUCGCUACGCGGUCGGUCUCGGUGAGGGGGCCGGAGCCAAUGUCCUCGCCCGGUUCGGCAUCGCCCACCCUCGCCGCCUUCUCGGCCUCAUCCUGGUGAACUGCUCCGGGUCCACGUCCUCGGUCCUAGACGCCUUCCGGACAAGGUUCUCCCGCUGGAAGGGCACCGACAUAUCGCAGUCGGAAGAGGAUUUCCUCAUAUACCACAAGUUUGGACACGUGAGUUUUGUGACCGAGCUGCUUGCCUAUAGCUACCAGCAAAUCUCGAGCGACUCGUGCGAGGCGGGCGAGCGAGAGCGCAUGCUGGCGGAGUACCGCUCGCGUCUGCGCGGAAACCUCAACACGCACAACAUCAAGCAGUACGUGCGCGCCUUCAUACACCGCAAGGACCUGGUGCUGCGAGGCUGCCAGCCCGACAUCCUGCUCAUCACCGGCAUGCUGAGUCCGUACUCCAGUGUGGUGGAGAAGAUGUACAAGGAGCUGGACAAGGAGCGAGUCACCAUGCUGAAGGUGGACCGCGCGGGGGAUGUGCUGUCUGAAGCUCCAGCCAAGGUGGCCCAGUCUCUGCUCCUCUUCUGCCAAGGCCAGGGUCAGUUGACGUCGCUGCCGCCGCCUGGCGUCGAGCGUCGCAUGUCUCGCGCCAUGUCCAUGGAAGAGUACGACAAGCCGAACAUUCGCCGCCUCUCCCUCACGCCGGCCGCCUCGGAAACACCGCCGAGGAGGUUGUAGGGGAUAGCCUUCGCCUCCUUCGAGGAGGAGCCCGUAGACAGAGGCGAUUCGUUUGUGUAGAUCAAUCGAAAAAUAAAAACGUCGCCAUGUUGCGGGAAACGAUGGAUAUGAUUUCUUCUAAUAAAUAUAGAAUGUACUUGCCGGGUAUAAACCCCGGCAAUUAAGUUGAACCAAAUUUACAGAUGUCUACGCAGGUACAAUUCUAAACAAAAGUGUUAGAAGUGUGGUUGCCAGGUACAUUCAAGAUGUCAAAUGAAUAAAAAUUCCACAUUCGACUGUAAUGGCGUCAAUGUGGUGUUAUGGUUACUCUUACCGUACGUAGCUAAUGCCCGAGAAUGUUACUGUUCAACUUACAGGUCGCGUACUAUACAGGGUGCUGGGGAGUAUUUCCCAUAACUCUGGGGUUAUAUUAUUUAUCGAUAAUUAAUUAAAAAUGUUCAAAGAACAUAUUGUUUUCUACGCAUCGUAGCCAAACUUUAAAAUUUUAAAAUGUAAGGAUAGAUAAAGGCGUGUGUUACCAUAGUUGGAAAUUUUUGAAUUACUUUGUAUGAAAACAUAGUUUUUAUUUUUUAGUAAAAAAAUAUUAGUUAUGCACUUCGGCUUCUAUAUAAUUGUGUAACAAAAACUCCAGACGAGAUUUUUCUUAAUUAAGAAUUAAAGUAGGCCUAAUAAGGCGUGGUAUCAAUGUCAUAGUAUAAAAAAAACGUGCGCGUCUCGGGAUGCUCGACAGAAGUGGUAACUUGAACCUGCUGCCGUAUGCUUGAGGGAAAGGGAAGCCAGACAGUGGUGCCGUAACGCGUUACGUUACGAAGCGGCUUACCCUUCCACAAGAAGUCACUUACAACACACAACUUCUGCCUAAAUUGUGAUAACAGUAAUGUUAGUGGUGUAUCCACCAUUUGCGUUUUAUCCAUUAAUUACGAGAGAACCUGUAUAAUAUCUAAAUCUAAAAAUUCGGUUUUUUUUAUUCUUUUACAAGUUAGCCCUUGCCUACAAUCUAUACACCUGAUUGCAUACACCUGAUGGUAAGUGAUGAUGCUAUCUAAGAUGGAAGCGGACUAACUUGUUAGGAGGAGGAUGAAAAUCCACUCCCCUUUUGGUUUCUACACGACAUCGUACCGGAACGCUAAAUCGCUUGGCGGUACGUCUUGGUAGGGUGGUAACUAGCCACGGCCGAGGCCUACCAGCCAGACCUGGACUAAUUAAGAAAACCUCAUUCGGCCCAGCUGGGGAUCGAACCUAGGACCUCCGUCUUGUAAAUCCACCGCGCACACCACUGCGCCACAGAGACCGUCAAAAUUAAUUGUGUUUCUACACAAUUUCCGUAUAAAUAAGAUAACUGUACUGGCAUUGGCACUACAGUAAAUGAUAGGUUUAAGGUAGAUGAAAAGUUGUAUUUUUUAAAAACAUCAUUAGGUACGAAAUUUUUAUUAUAAAUACGUACGAGGGCCAAAGUGGCUUUAAAAGAAAAACUUUUUGCGCAUUUUGUGCUUUUGCAAGGUUUUAAAGUUUAUUUAAAAAGUUAAAUAUUUAUUUAACUUUUCUUCUUAACACUUUGCAGAUAAAGUAAAACCCUACUUCAAUAAAAAAAAGGUUUAAUGCAAUAUCUCUUAUUGUUUCUAAAACAAAAGUUAUUUUCAUUAUUAUAAAUUAUUAUUAGUGUAGGCUAUUUGUGUAGGUAUUUCUAAUUAUAAUACUGCAUUCAAUAGCUUUACUUUAUAUGCUAGUUUAUAAAGAAAUCAACCUGAAUACAUAACAAUUAGUAUACCAGUGACCUAAAUCCUAACCACUUUUGCAUUGGCAGCCUUAAUUCAAACCGCAUUUACUUGGCAAUGAGUAUUUAUGCGGUCAUGAUAAUGUUUCUGUACAUGCUAAUGAAUAGAAGCAGGUGUUAUUUUGCGGAAGUUCAUCAUGAAUAUACAUUUAAUGAUUUAUUUAUUUUGCUAUCAUCCGCAAAAUACCGACGAACCCAUGCGACAACGUCACCCAGGUCCGACAAAAUACUCUCUAUGUACGUUUCACCCCGAAACCGGAGCAUCCUCAGGAGAUGUUGACUCUACAACAUGCAAGGGUUCGUCGCCUUUUCGCGGAGGAUAGCAAAAUAAAUAAAUCAUUGUAUAUUCUUUACAUACUGUAUAUCUAAACUCUGAAUUUAUUAAAGCUAAGAAAAAUAUCGUAUUCUUUGUAAAUAUUAAACAAUUUUCCUGUCUUGAAGAUUAUAUCUAUCAAAAUUACUAGGUACCUACAUUAACUAGACAACGUACCUCGACUUUAUUAUUAUUUAGAUGAAUUUAAUAUAUAAAUGUCUAUAUAAGAUAAUGUUAUAAAAAUAUACUCAUAGUUAGAAAAUAAUGUUAGAAGAAAAUGUUUUUGUUUAUUAAAUUAAAUGUUUCGUGGUCUAUAAUGUCA
Molecule: messenger RNA, 3925 nt
Organism: Bicyclus anynana (squinting bush brown)
Lineage: Eukaryota; Metazoa; Arthropoda; Insecta; Lepidoptera; Nymphalidae
Exons: 9
Coding region: 263-1516 (417 amino acids)
Biological process (GO): signal transduction
Cellular component (GO): cytoplasm
Source: RefSeq, a predicted model, not a curated record